Cynoglossus semilaevis (tongue sole) is the source of this 2457-nucleotide messenger RNA. RefSeq names its product transmembrane protein 65-like. Gene Ontology annotation, biological process: cardiac ventricle development; regulation of cardiac conduction. NCBI's taxonomy places the organism in Eukaryota, Metazoa, Chordata, Actinopteri, Pleuronectiformes, Cynoglossidae. The transcript is spliced from 8 exons. Gene Ontology annotation, cellular component: mitochondrion. The record is from RefSeq and is a predicted model, not a curated record. Bases 884 to 1669 code for a protein of 261 amino acids.
CACAUGGUAUCAUAUUUUCUUGGGGUGUGGACUAGUCUGACUGAAUAGCUCCGGAGCAGAGGAAGGGAUAAAGUUCACACCCUGUACACAAACACACCCCUCUGUUAUCGAACACUCAUCCGAUGAGAGGCUCGAGCAGCACUCACAUUCAAUCCACUACUGUGUGUAAACCUGUAAUUUUGUCCAGUCUCAAUCGUGCUGAUUCAAACAUUCAAAAACUUCUGCGCAACACUGGCAAUUACGUAUCUGGUGAUAUAAUACACACACACAUAGGUAUACAUAUAUGCAUACGUUAUCAUCAUAAGAAAUAACCAUGAACCGAAAUAUUUAAACAUCUUAUUGUGGAGCCCAUCUCACGCCAUGGCUUUCUCCUUUUCCUCGUUCUGAACAACCGUUAAUUCCUGCUCUUUCCCGGUGUGGGAUGAAUAAAGUCUUAUCUUAAAUGUCUGGAUGACGUUAAUGUUCUUGAUUAUAUCCAAUUAAAACAUGAACUAUCAAUUUAAGUUUUUUAUUCGAAUCCAUAGCGAGAUUUCUGUAGAGAAUAACAACACAGAAGUAACUGACCAUAAGGUCUGAAAAAAAGACCUGCGUGCGUCCGUUGGUGACGUCACCCGUACGCACGGAGCAGAGCUGCGCUGUCAUUUGUGGAAUAUUUUAAUGGCCGCUCUUGACUCCGCCCGGAUUUCUUCCUUUUCUCGCUCCUUCUGCUCCUCUCACGGACGCCGUGCUGUCAGAGGUUACUGCGCUGGAUUUACUACUGAGGAGAAAUGACGACUAACAACAUGACAAGUGUGAUUUUGCUGUUUUGAGGCUUGAAUCUACAGAAAUCUCACAGCAGAGGCUUCACGGGCGUCUCCUACUCCUCAACCUACCGCGUGCUGAGAUGCUGCCCUGCUUGCGGAGAGUCCUGCGGCCCGCCCUGGCUCUGAGAGCCGGCGCCGGAAUGACCAGAGUCGGAGUCAACAGUCAGCCAGUAUCCGCCAUGGCUUUACCACUGUCCCAUCAUCUUCAGCAUCAUCACCAGCAGCGACGUAACCUGGGAACUCAUCCGCUCAAAGAGCACGUGGAGCCACUUAACUCGCCCAGGGGAGCCAAGGACUUUAUCUACAGCCUCCAUCCGUCAGAGCGCACCUGUCUGCUGCGGGAGCUGCACAGGUUCGAGUCCAUAGCUAUAGCCCAAGGGCAGUUGGAGAUCGCUCCACCUACUGCAGCACAGCUGAGAUAUGUUUUACUGCACAACGCCCUCCCUUUCGUGGGAUUUGGAUUCCUGGACAACUGCAUCAUGAUCGUAGCUGGCACACAGAUUGAACUGUCCAUCGGUGUCAUCUUCGGCAUUUCAACUAUGGCAGCUGCUGCCCUGGGCAACCUCGUGUCUGAUCUCGCAGGACUGGGACUGGCCGGUUACGUUGAAGCCUUGGCGUCUCGACUGGGGAUGCAGAUCCCUGACCUGAGCCCGAAGCAGGCGGACAUGUGGCAGACCAGAGUCAGCUCUCACGCGGGUAAAGCCAUCGGCGUCGGCAUCGGCUGCAUCCUGGGCAUGUUCCCGCUCCUCUUCUUCAAGGACGACGAGGAGAAGAAAGACAAGGAGGCCAAGAAGAAUCCGCAGCAGCCUCCUGCUCCUCCUCCUCCUGCUGCACCAUCUGCCUCCGCUGAGAGCAGCAAAAACUGAGCGUGACAGCUUUGUGGGGACAACUAUUAUUCUCAAUCUGUUAGAAUACUUUAAACUGGCACUGAUUGGCCGACGCCCGGUGGACGGAAGUGUGUGGGGAAAUGCGACUGGAGGCUCUCCAGGGGGGCGGGGCCUAAUCGAACCAUCAAAGGUAUUCUGAAGAGAGAGUUUUAGAUUGACUCUGACUGUAGAUGUUUAACUGAAGCACAGGGACCUCCUCGUCUUUAUACGGAGACGUGAGACUGCUGCUACUGUAACUUGUUGCACCCUAACCUCACCUCAUCCUGACUGACUGAAGCUCAUGUCUGUUCAGAGGAACAAACGUUCAAGUGUUGACUCCUGAUGAUCAAAUUUAAAGCUACAGCUCCCUGGAAAUACAACAGAAAUGAUUAAAUUCAGAGCAAAGAAAACAAAAUAUUUGAAAAGAAAAAUAGAGGGAAAAAACUAAGGGUUUGGUUUAUGAUUGUAUUUUGUUUCUGGGUGUUUCAUCAGAGUUUAAUCAGAAAUCAAGAGACACAUUUCAGUCUGACAUACACAUAAAUCAUUCUGUCAUUGGUUUUGGAGAUUGUUGAGGAGAAAAGAAAUUCACAUUUGCACACUACAUAUAUGUUAACUGUAUAUAUUUAAGAAUGACCGUUCCUGUUCUGUUCCUUUUAGGUUUUAUUUGGAUGAUUUCAGAGUCGCCAGCGGGUGAAAUCACGCACACAAAGGAAAACAACUUUGAAAACUUUGAAACAAAUUAAAAAAAAAAAAAAAGUAGCAGGGUGUAGGAGCAGGGUGUAGACCAC